GGCAGCAGCCACGCACCACGAGCAGCAGUGUUGUGGUGCGUGUGAGAAGUUUGAUAUUUAGUGAGUUACCUGCUCAACUCUGACUCUGUGAAGACCCGGAACAGCGGCGGAGCAGCAGCCGCUUCCUGCUGCAGUGUGACGGCCGUGAGGGAGUGACAGCCCCCGGAGGAGCAGCAGGAGCAGCAGCAGGAGCAGCAGGAGGAGGACCGACUGACUGACUGUCAUGUAGCCGAGGCAGGAGAAUGAGCGCUCGGCAGCAACCCACUCCAGCUGAGGAUGGGACAGAGGAGCACACGGUCCAGCAGGAGAACGAGCUGGAAGCCCUCGCCUCUAUCUUCGGAGAGGACUUCCAGGAUCUGCGGAACAAGGACCCGUGGAAGGUUAAAAGAGCCCCAGAGGUCCACCUCUGUCUGCGGCCCAACGGGCUCAACACGGGGCAGGAGAGCCACGUGACUGUGGAGCUGCAGGUCAAGUGUCCCCCCACUUAUCCAGACGUGCCUCCAGAGCUCGAGCUGCAGAAUGCUAAAGGCCUCUCAAACGAAAACCUUGAGACCCUGAAUCGUGAACUCAACAAGCUGGCAGCAGUGCGAUGUGGGGAGGUGAUGAUUUACGAGCUAGCGGACCAUAUCCAGGGCUUCCUGAGUGAGCACAACAAGCCUCCGUCAAGCUCCUUCCACGAGGAGAUGCUGAAGAACCAGCGGAGGCAGCAGGAGAAAGAGGCCCAGGAGGUGCAACUGAAGAGGGACAAGAAACGGCGGCAGGAGGAGGAGAUGGAAAAAGAGAUUAUGGCUGAAAUCCUAAGACGUGAAGAGGAGAAGCGAGAGGAAAAGAGAAGAAAGGAAAUUGCCAAACAGGAGCGACUCGAGACUAUUGAACAGCCAGUCCCUGCCAACUCUCCCCUGUUGAGGAGGAGCCCCCCGAGCCCAGGAGGAGCUGCACCUGAACUUUCCGAAGCAAAGAAAGGAGGCAGCAACCGCCGCCGCACUACCUCCAACACACGCCACAGACGUGACACGACCAACGAAGACAACCACCGUUCACAGGAGCUUCUUCACUUCUAUAGCAGCACUUCCGGGGAGCUUGUCGUCCACAAAGGGAAAAGUUUAGGUGGAAGCGAGAGGCUCGGCCGUAACGUUUAUUAUGGAUUCGAGGCCAACUCGGGAGACUUUGCUGUGGUGUACGAGUGGUCGCUGGGCUGGAACAAGAACAUGGGCAAGUUCCUCACCAGCCAGGAGAAAGAAAAGAUUGACAACUGUAAAAAGCAGAUCCAUGCGGCAGAAAAUGAGUUCAACUCCCUCCUGAGGCUGGAUCACCCCAACCUGCUGCACUACAUGGCGCUGAGCUCCAUCGAGAAGGACGACUGCCUCGUGGUUAACCUGCUGGUGGAGCAUGUUUCCGGGGUCAACCUGAACCAAAGUCUGGUCAACCAAACUCCGGUCCCGCUGGAUAAACUCUGCCAUUACACGUCCCAGCUGCUGGCUGCACUCGACUACCUCCACUCCAACUCUGUCGUCCACAAGCAGCUGGGGGCCUCCAGCGUGCUGCUGGACUCCGAGGGCAACGUCCGGCUGACCGAUUACAGCUUGUCAAAGAGAUUCGCCGACAUCUGCAAAGAGGACAUCUUCGAGCAGGGUCGCGUGCGUUUCUCGGAGGAUACAGCGAUGCCGACGAAGACGGGGAAGAAAGGGGACGUGUGGAGCCUGGGGCUGAUGCUGCUCGCUCUGAGUCAGGGGAACGAAGUGAGGGAGUAUCCAGUGGUGGUACCAACCACCCUGCCUGAUGACUUCAAGGACUUCCUCAACAAGUGUGUGUGCCUGAAUGAUGCUGACCGCUGGACGCCCCAGCAGCUGCUGGACCACUCCUUCCUCAAGCCUCCGUCACCCAAAAACCUGCCUCAGUGCCAGGACGCCAGUUCAGAAGAUCUCGCUGUGGACUUUGCGUCGUCGGUCAUCCCGCAGAGUCACAUCCUCGAUCACCUGUUCAUCUCCGGUGUGCAACGGCAGUUUUCACGCUACUUUGAUGAGUUUGAGGAGCUGCAGCUUUUGGGAAAAGGAGCUUUUGGUGCCGUGAUCAAGGUUCAGAACAAAUUGGACGGCUGUAACUACGCUGUGAAGAGGAUCCAGGUCAACCCAGCCAGCAAGCAGUUCAGACGAAUCAAAGGAGAGGUGACGCUGCUCUCGCGCCUAAACCAUGAGAAUAUUGUUCGCUACUACAACGCGUGGAUCGAGCGGCAUGAGAAGCCCUCCUUAGGGGUGCUGAGCAACACCGACAGCUCAGAGCCUCAGAGCAGGGCCGACAAGCUUACUCCAGGUCGAGGUCCUCCGCGGCUCCUCAAUGAACUCGGCUUCCCAGACAACGCGGAAGAUAUAGCACCACCUCCAGCCCUGUCCAGCUCUGUGGAGUGGUCCACCUCCAUCGAGAAGUCCACCAGCGCCAUGUGUAGUGGACACCAGUCUAGCGAUGAUGAUGAGGAGGAGGAUGAUGAAGAAGAAAAUGUGUUUGGUUCUUUUUAUUUGCCGUCAGAUAGUGACUCGGGGAGUGACAUCAUCUUUGACAAUGGGGGCGAAAGCACAGACGAGAUGUCACAGCUUCAGUCAAGGCCAGUGACCGACACAACAGAGAGCACAGAUUCAGAUCAACCUCCCCAGAUAGCACAUUACCUGUACAUACAAAUGGAAUACUGUGAAAAAAGCACUUUAAGAACCACAAUAGACCGCGGCCUGCACGAGGACCAGACUCGGUUAUGGAGGCUGUUCAGGGAAAUACUAGACGGUCUUGCUUACAUCCACGAGCAGGGGAUGAUUCACAGGGAUUUGAAGCCUGUCAACAUCUUCCUUGACUCGCAGGACCAUGUGAAGAUCGGAGACUUUGGCCUAGCUACUGACCAUCCUGCUAACGUGGCGGCAGGUAAAUGUGAAGUGGAGGAGGUCGGCUCUGCAGCGAUGGCCAAACCGGACCCAACAGGUAACAUGACAGGCAUGGUUGGCACUGCCCUCUACGUCAGUCCAGAGGUUCAAGGAAAUACUAAAGCCACCUACAACCAAAAAGUGGACCUCUUCAGUUUGGGAAUCAUCCUCUUCGAGAUGUCAUACAGGCCGAUGACCACCGGGGCGGAGCGCAUCUCUGUCCUGAGUCAGCUGCGUGUUGAGCCCAUCUUCUUUCCUGAGGACUAUACUGCAUAUGAACAGGGAACUCAGAGAACGGUGAUACAGUGGCUGUUGAACCACGACCCAGCCCUGCGGCCCACCACCCAGGAGCUGCUCAAGAGUGAACUGCUGCCUCCGCCUCAGAUGGAGGAGUCGGAGCUGCAUGAGGUGCUGCAGCACACCAUGGCCAAUAUCAAUGGCAAGGGGUACCGCACCAUGGUGGGUCAGCUGUUCUCUCAGAACACCUCGCCGGUCAUGGACUUCACCUACGACAUUGAUCUACAUAAGGGCAGCUUCAGCUUGAACGGGGCCAAAUUGCAGCAGCAUGUGUUUGAAACAAUCACCAGGAUCUUCAAGAAGCAUGGUGCGGUGCGUCUCCAGACACCGCUGCUCCUCCCCAGAAACAGGAAGCUGUAUGAUGGCAGCGAGCUAGCCUGCUUCAUGGACCACAGUGGAAUGCUGGUUACGCUGCCCUAUGACCUUCACAUGCCGUUUGCCAGAUUUGUCGCCCGCAACAAUGUGACGCACCUGAAACGGUACAGCAUUGAACGCGUGUUCCGCUCCAGGAAGCUGGAUCGUGCUCACCCGAGGGAGCUCCUGGAGUGUGCCUUUGAUAUCAUCACGCCCGUCACCAACAGCUUGCUCCCUGAUGCUGAGACCAUUUACGCCAUCUCUGAAAUAGUCCAGGAAUUCCCUGCACUUCAGGAAAGGAACUAUAAUAUUUACCUGAACCACACCAGCAUGUUGAAGGCCAUCCUUCUGCACAGCGGAGUCCCCGAGGACAAACUGACCCAGGCCUCCAUCAUACUGUGUGACGCCAUGAGUGACAAGCUGACCAGACGGGAGGUGGAGGCCAAGUUCUGCAACUUCUCAUUGUCGACAAACAGCUUGCAGACUCUCUACAAGUACAUCGAGCUGAAGGGAAACCUGCAGGACCUGCUGCCACUGCUGAUGCCACUCACCAAACAGAAGACUGCCGUCACCCAGCUGGCCAAGCAGGCCCUCAAGGACCUGGAGGAGCUCACGGUGCUGCUGCAUAGACUUGGAGUUAAACUGCAGGUGGUGGUCAACUUGGGCUUGGUGUACAAGAUGCAGCACCACUCUGGGGUCGUCUUCCAGUUUGUGGCUUUCAUCAGGAAACGCAAGCGAACUGUACCAGAUAUCGUUGCUGCUGGAGGACGCUACGACCACUUGAUCCUGGAGUUUCGAGGACCAGCCUCCACAGUACCAGUCCCUUCUGCAGUUGGGGCCAGUUUGGCUCUGGACAAAGUCUGCGCUGCUAUAGCCAACAUGGAAGAGCCACCUUCUGUGAGCUCCUGCGACGCCCUCGUGGUCCCAGUGGGACAUUCUUCCAUGCCCAAAGCCAUCAGCGUCGUGCAGAGGCUGUGGAGCACCGGCGUCUCUGCGGACAUCGCCUACGAUGUGUCACAGUCUCAGGAGACGUUGUUCGACCACUGCAAGCUGGCUGGCAUCACCUGCAUGGUCCUGGUGUCUGACAAGGAAGGAAGCUAUGUGAAGGUAAAAUCCUUUGAGAGGGACAGGCAGUCGGAGAAGCGUAUCCCUGAGUCGGACUUGGUGGACCACAUCAUUCAGAAAUGUCGGAACAAAUUCUCUGAGGAGAGAAACCUCAGAGAAGCCCCUGAAAGCAUGUCUCUCCAGAACCCCAAAGGAUCCCUGCUCAACACCACAGGCUCCUCAGAGCAACAUGGGAGCAGCUGCAUCACGAACAUGAAUGUGAACGUCAUCAGCCCGGAGAAGGUUUCCUCCAGUGCGAGACGACGCUAUGAGACUCAGAUCCAAACCAGAUUACAGAAUCUUGGUAGCAAUUUGCAGAACAAGAGCAAUGACAUUGAGGUUCUGGCGGUGGAUCUGCAGAAGGAAACGCUGAUCAACUUCCUGUCUCUGGAGUUCGACAGUGAGGAGCAGUUCAACAGCAGCGUGAAGACUCUGCUGUCACGUCUCCCGAAGCAGCGCUACCUGAAGUCCAUCUGUGACGAGAUCCACCAUUACAAAAUGACAAAAAGGAUGGCCGUGGUCGUCUUAUACAGCUACAAGGACGACUUCUACAAGAUCCUCCUAUGAAAGCCUGAGGUUUUCCACUCGUCUGGGACACGUCUCACUUUGCUCGAAGCUCAGUUGACCCCAAGAAACUAUUUUCAAUGUUGGACCUACAGAAUCUGCUUGAAGACUGGAUUCAUAUCUUUUCCAUUUCGGAAAAACGCAGUUUUUCUUUUUAAACCCUAUUUCAGUAGUAACCAAACUAUUCAACCCAAAACUUUCCAGGGUUUCGUGGUCUCAAAAUGAGACGUUAACUCGACUUUGCCUUAAUAGAAUUAUGGAAUUUGAGGAAGGCCUUUUUUACUGAGGAGUAUGUGUCAUGAGUAUAAAUCGGUUUUACAUAUUGAAUUAGCUACAAAGUGGAUAGAAGAAAUAAAUCACUUAUUUUCCACA
Messenger RNA from Pleuronectes platessa (European plaice), 5597 nucleotides. RefSeq names its product eukaryotic translation initiation factor 2 alpha kinase 4 (gene eif2ak4). The record is from RefSeq and is a predicted model, not a curated record. The transcript is spliced from 39 exons. Gene Ontology annotation, cellular component: cytosol. Gene Ontology annotation, biological process: regulation of translational initiation by eIF2 alpha phosphorylation; DNA damage checkpoint signaling. NCBI's taxonomy places the organism in Eukaryota, Metazoa, Chordata, Actinopteri, Pleuronectiformes, Pleuronectidae. Gene Ontology annotation, molecular function: protein binding; ATP binding; eukaryotic translation initiation factor 2alpha kinase activity. The coding region runs from base 243 to 5228 and encodes 1661 amino acids.